Molecule: messenger RNA, 590 nt
Organism: Strongylus vulgaris
Lineage: Eukaryota; Metazoa; Nematoda; Chromadorea; Rhabditida; Strongylidae
Source: the annotation of a GenBank genome assembly
AUGGAUAUCGAACACAAUGCUCUUUGUGAUGCUGACAGGCUCAUUGUGGGAGAAGGACCUGACAAUGAUGUUAUCCAUCGAUAUUGUUCGCGAGAACGAAGAUUUGGUAAUGAAACGGAAGAUGAGCUGCUAAAGGAUAGAUUCAAGGUGAUAAAGUCCAGAUCGCGCUAUCUUACUCUUACCUGGACCACCGACUUCAGUAAUGAAUAUCGUGGUUGGAGAAUUGACUACGAGUUUAUCCCAGAAGGAUCAGAAUGUGGAUUUACAACACAUGCAAUGUCCGGUGUGGUACAUUCUCCCAAAUGGCCUGAAGACUAUGGAAAUGAUGAGGAAUGUAUAUGGGAUAUACAGGUCCCACUUGGCUACCAUAUUCAUCUGCAGUUUACGCAUUUUGACAUCGCUCCAUCUGAGGAUUGUGCAAAGGAUUCACUCAUUAUAUCGCAAGAACACUCGUCCCGAGCUUUCGCUCCGAUUGGCGACUACUUCUUCCUGUUUGAAGAUGAAGAAGCGCAUUCACCACUCUGUGGAAUCACCUUACCCAAAGCGUUCCGUUCGGAAAGCAACAGGAUAAGGUUCACUCAGUUUUGAUG